This is a messenger RNA of Homarus americanus (American lobster), 3938 nucleotides long. RefSeq names its product RNA-binding motif protein, X-linked-like-3. NCBI's taxonomy places the organism in Eukaryota, Metazoa, Arthropoda, Malacostraca, Decapoda, Nephropidae. The transcript has 6 exons. The coding region runs from base 95 to 3724 and encodes 1209 amino acids. The record is from RefSeq and is a predicted model, not a curated record.
GGGAAGCAGUCACUGGCAGCCCGCCCUUCGUACUAUCAACAUCUCCACCUCCUCCCUCCUACCUCCUUUGGUACUGUUGGCAGUGGCAGGGAAAAUGUUCGCCUCUGCUUGGCAAGGCAUCGUCGUCGUCCUGCUGCUGGCGGCGGCGACGACGGUGAGAGCCUCGACUGAGGGGCAGGAGAAGAAGGACGACCUCGUUUUCGACCUCCUCCAAGACCCUGCAGACGCUAACCUCCACAAAGGCUUCGUAGAGGCCGACCUCCUCCUACCAGCGGAGAGCCAGCAGGUCUCCGCUGUCGCUGCAACGGAUCUCGACACAUCUGCUACAGGGCACAAAGGCUACGGAGGAGGUAAGGGCCACAAGGGACACAAGGGCUAUAAGGGCAGCUACCACGACAAGGCGGGCUACAAGGGCCACAAGGGCUACAAGGCUAAUAAGGGCCACAAGGGCAGCCACUACGGUGACCACGGCAAGGCGCAGUACAAGGGUUACCACGACGACCACGGCAAGAAAUACAAGGGUCACGACGACAAGCACAAGUAUUAUGGCGAUGCUCACAAGGGCAAGAAGGGCAAGAAAGGUCACCACUACGGCUCCAAAGGUCACCACAACAAAGGUCACAAAGACAAGGGGUACAAGAACGUGUACCACAAGGAGGAGUACCACCACAACAAGAAGUUCUACGACGACCACGACGACAAGAAGUACCACAACAAGUAUGACGACUACGACAGCUACUUCAAGGCUCAAAAGGGCAAGGACUACAAGGGCGGCCACUACAAGAGGAAGAUAAAUAGUGGAGGAGGAGGAGGUGAUGAUGAGGAGGCGGACACACACACAAGGGCGGGAACUACUUCAGGGAGUGAUGCAGCUCUCAGGAAACACAAGGUAGAGGCUGAUGCAGCUCUCAGGAAACACAAGGUAGAGGCUGAUGCAGCUCUCAGGAAACACAAGGUAGAGGCUGAUGCAGCUCUCAGGAAACACAAGGUAGAGGGUGUUUCUGAGAGUUCCCCCAAGACUCAGAGUGGACUAAGAGCGAAGAAAAUCUCAGUUAAAGAUAAAGAGAAGUUAGAGAUAAUGAGUGAUAAGAAAUCUCAACCAAAUCGGGUUAAGAAGAGCACUGGAAAGAUCCUCCGCCAUGACGUCAUUGAUGUGAAGAAGAAAAUGGGGAGGAAAAGCAUCAACAGAAAACGGGAAAUUGAUAAAUCUUUCAAAAGAAAACUAAAAGAAAGGGAAAGGAAAGUGGGAAGACAGCAGGUAAAGGAAAAGAAAGCCCAAGAGAAGAAGAAGAAAAUAAGAAACGAAGAUAAGAUAAGAAAGAAGAGAGAUAAUAGUCCAAAAUCCAACGAAACAAGAUCCACAGAGAAAAGAAGAAAAUCAGACAAGAAAGUCAAACAUAAAGACAAAAAACAUCACUUAGUAAACACCGAAGACAAAGAAAGAGGAAAAGAUGUCAAGAAUAUACACAAGAAAAAAGAAGACAAGAAGCCAACGAAAACAAAACAUACAAAGCCAUCGAAGACAACACAAAAAACAGAAGAAUCUACGACUUUACUUACAACUGACGGAGACGAUAAGCUGCAGAGGCGAUCAACGAAGAAACUCCUAAAGUUAGAGCGACAGAAGUGCCGAGGACACUACAGGACUUGUCUCAAAGCUGCGCGACUGAAGACACGUAAAGAAAACAAGGCAUCGUCAUCUGGAUCAAAACAACAAGAAAGCAUUAAAGGAAGUGUUGGGAGGAAGUUUGUAAAGAAGGAAAGGUUAGAUAUAAAGUCUGGUGAUACUCGGAAGGGGAAAGAUGGUGGGGGAGAUCGAGGAAGACUUAAGUUACCCCUGAAAGACAACAAAAAGAAAACGAAAAUAACAGAAAAUGGUCACAGACGUUCUUCACCUCAGAGCAGUCAUUCAUCAGAGCGCAGACGUUCACCCCAGAGCAGUCAUUCAUCAGAGCGCAGACGUUCACCCCAGAGCAGUCAUUCAUCAGAGCGCAAACCUACACAACUAAAAGGAAUCAUAAAGGAGAAGAAAUCGACUACGAAUCAGAGGAGGAAGCAGCAGACCUUUAAGAACACCACGAAACAUAAUCGUGAAAAACGCUUUAAGAACUCAGAGGAUAACAACAGCCAAUCAAAGCUCACGAGACAAAAGAAAACACCAAGAAGAGACAAAAAGACAAAUAAAGGGAGAAAAUUUAACGUUAAAACUAAAGUCACACCAAAAGCAGGACACGAAAGACGUAAUUUAACAAAGACACAACAACGAGGAGGUAAACAACAGAAGAGACGAGAUGAGAACAGAAGUAAACGUCAAGAUAAAGGAAACAUCGCUAAUUAUCGUGCUAAGAGAGAAAGCAGAAACAGAAAACAAACUCCGGACGACCAAAACAAGAUAAAGCAGAUAGAUAAGUCUCCCCUAAAAGUUAAAAGAAACAGGAAUAAUAAGAGAAAUUCUAAAAUAUAUCAAAAUAAUCCUUCACAAUCUAUAAAAAUCCAGAAGGAAAGACCAGGAGAUAAAGAAACAAAAGGAAAAGGAGGAAAAUCUAUGAGAAGUGAGGAGAGAAGUCAUCAACAUACUAAGAAGACCUUCAGAGGUAAACACCAACAAAGUACCAAGACAAAAGACAAUCGGGAAAGUGACCCACAGCAUAAGGAGCCUCAGAGGGGAGACGGGAGACCUGAAGUAAUAAGCGAGGAAGGUAAACUACUCAAACAAUGUCUUAGAGCUCUAGCAAAAGUAGAUCGCAAGACGAGUUUGUUGAUACACGAAAAAUUCCUGACAACAUGCCAACAGAAGCAACGCAGAGGAAACCAACACCGCCAUUCUGAGUUAAGUAAACGUCAGAACAGGGAUGAUGUCAAUAAAUCUACCAUACGUGGGAGACUACGACGAAACGGCAGACAUUCACCACAAGAUAACAAGAAAAACCAACGUGAGGCCAAGAACAUGAUAGAAGGUAACUCUCCAAAACAAAAGAAGAACGACAGACACCCAAAGCAUCGACUAGAACUUAAGAGAAAAUACCUCAAGAAGGAGUCAAGCGAUGGCAUGACCAGACCACUACAACUCUUGCCAAAUCGCCAGAUAAGCCAAAACACAGAGAGAAGAACUGCCACCACUGACAGACGACCACGACCUCACGCCAAUAAGAAAAACAAACAGAAUAACAAAAGUGAUAAAUUCCGGAAGCUUGUGUCGUCAGAUAGAGAAAAAUAUGACGAUUAUAAAAGAUCUCAGGCAGCUGUUGUUGAUAGGAAGAGGAGACGUAAAACACACGAGGGAAAAUCGCUUAAUAAUCUCAUGUAUACUGAUCGUUGGGGGAACCAGAGGGGGUACAGGGACCUUCCAGGGGUUACGAAGGCGGGACAGCGAAGACAGAGAGAAAUUACUCGAUUGAAACAGCGAAAAGAUGAGAAGAGAGAGAAGAGAGAGAAGAGAGAGAAGAGAGAGAAGAAAGAAAGAUAUUUUAAUGAGAAAGAAGGGAAAGGAGUCUCACAUCUCAAGUCCGGUGGGUAUCGUGGAAAAGAAAGCAAGAAAGAAAAUCACAAGGAAAAUAGUCGAUUAAAACGAAGCCAAAAGGAAAAGAGAAAAAGAGAAUCAAAACAAACAGACAACAAAGACAAAACGAAAGAAAAAUCUGAUAAAAAUCAAAACAAAAACAAAAAGAGAGAAAGACACAUCAAAAGGAAAGACAAGAAAGAAAAAAGACAAGAAAAAAUCUAAUGAAUAUCAACAAACGCGACAAAAUCCCAAGAAAGACGACAGCAAACACAUGCCAGCCACCGGGAGGACGGCAAACAAACCCAGCCAACACCACAAACACAGUCCAGCGAGCAGCCAGACGAGCGACCAAGUGUUGAAAGAUUAAUCCACCAAGAAAUUAAACAUGAAAAAGUUCCAUUAAAGUGAGAACGUAAGAAUAAACAAGAGAAGAACA